AAUCGUGAAAAAGAAACAUAAUCGAGGUGCUAUAACCUAGUUCAAUUUCUUACUUAGACAUCAUGACGCUUACUCCUAAAGAUUUAACAAAAUUAUUGAAUAUCCUUGAUGAAGAAAAUCUGGAUGCAAGUUUGGAAAAUCUAUGUCAUCAGUUACAUCAAGUAUUUCCUAAAGAAGAUCGAUUCAAAGUAGGAAUGACAUUAGUUCUCCUUUUACAACAUAUAGAUUUAUUGCCAAAAAAUGUUCAACGUAUAAUAGCAGUGGCAUUGUUAUUCGAUCUUUAUAGAGGAGAAACACUGGCUUCGACACCCUUUGCACCUGUGUUCGUUCAGGUUUUAAAAUCCCAGGAAGAUACAAAUAAUGGAGUGCCAAAGACCAAUCUUUCUGGACAUAUACCAGUUUUAUCACAAUGUGAAAAAAACCUUUUAGCAAAUUUAUUGGGAUAUAAUAAAAAGGACAUUUUAAAGAAAACUCCAAGACAAAUUGUGGAUGAAUUAUAUUUUGUGUCUGUACCGCCUGUUGAUUUAAGUAAUUUACAAAUACAACUAGCAGAGCAUCACUCAGAAUUACCUUCCAUUGCCAAAUGUGGAAAUCCUGUGAUUUUACCCGAUAUGGAUCAUUCCAAAAUAACAGAAAUUGAUAAAAAUGCAACAAAGAAUAUGACAGAAAUUUUAAUUGCCAAUGAUCCACCUUUAUGUAGUCAAAGUUAUCAACCUGAGUUUUUAAGAUUAGCACCACCUCUUUAUCGUUCAGUUGAUGAAUUACCAUGGUUUAAUGUUACAGAACCUUCUCAAUUCACAAUUGAAUAUGAUACUAACAUGUGUGUUUCAAACUGUGCUAGUGCAGAAGCUCGUGGAUUAAUGGGUAAAGCAUUUAAAAGUGUAUUGACAUUACAACAGCAGCAGCAUCUUGUUAAUGAAUUGGAUAGAGAUCCAAAAUUGGUAUAUCAUAUUGGCCUUACUCCAGGAAAGUUACCAGAUUUGGUAGAAAAUAAUCCUUUGAUUGCAAUCGAAGUUUUAUUAAAGCUUAUGCAAUCAAGUCAAAUAACAGAAUAUUUUAGUGUUUUGGUAAAUAUGGAAAUGUCUCUUCAUUCAAUGGAAGUAGUCAACAGAUUAACUACCACUGUUGAUUUACCAACUGAAUUUGUUCAUUUAUACAUCAGUAACUGCAUUUCUACUUGUGAAACUAUAAAAGAUCGUUAUAUGCAGAAUCGCUUAGUACGUUUGGUUUGUGUUUUUUUGCAAUCCUUAAUUAGAAAUAAAAUUAUAAAUGUGAAAGAACUUUUUAUUGAAGUGCAAGCAUUUUGUAUAGAAUUUAGUCGCAUUAGAGAAUCUUCCGUCUACUUAAACAACUUGAAUCUGGUGAUAUCGGUGGAUUAA
Molecule: messenger RNA, 1379 nt
Organism: Eufriesea mexicana
Lineage: Eukaryota; Metazoa; Arthropoda; Insecta; Hymenoptera; Apidae
Gene: Not11
Product: CCR4-NOT transcription complex subunit 11
Exons: 1
Coding region: 63-1379 (438 amino acids)
Cellular component (GO): CCR4-NOT complex
Source: RefSeq, a predicted model, not a curated record